AUGAAGGACGAGGCGACGCACACCCCGACGAAGGCAGCGGAGACACGUGCGCCAGCAAGCAAGCGUGGUCGAGAGGUGGGGGGCUUACCCAGCACGUUUGUCACGUACUCGGCACCAGAGGCGGCAGCAACGCAGGGCGGUGGGAAGCAGCAGCGGGUCUCGCAAACACGUGCGCGCAUCCUCGCAACAACACUGUCACCGCUCGACCAGGCGGUCUUCGACGUGCCCCUCGAGGCGUGGCGCCGAGUGGAUCGCAGCACCCUCGCUGGCUGGCGGUGCUCCGUGCCGAACCCUGUUACCCCCAGCGACUUACCACCGGUGGAUCCGUCCGACAACAUAUUGCGCCACAUUGCCCUGUACAGGGGGCCUGUGACGAAGCUGCAGCUGGACGCCAUUGUGAACGCAGCGAACACGCAGUGUCUCGGCGGUGGCGGCGUUGAUGGCGCCAUCCACGCGGCGGCAGGGCCAUUGCUCCUCCGUGAGUGUGCCACGUUCAAUGGGUGUGCUACGGGUCAAUGCCGACUCACCAAAGGCUAUCAGCUCCCCGCUCGCUACGUUUUGCACACUGUUGGGCCGGUUGGCGAGAAACCAGCUGAGCUGCGCAGCUGCUACCGUUCCAUUCUCUCACUGGCGCACCGGAAUGGUCUGCGUAGUGUGGGCUUCUGCUGCGUAAGCACCGGUGUCUACGGGUACCCAUUGCUGCCUGCCACUCGCAUUGCCCUUGGGGAAACUGUGAAGUAUAUCACACAGCACACGGAUGCCUUUGAUCUCUGCUGCUUCGCGUGCUUCCAGGCCGAGGAGUACAAGACGUACACCGCCUGCCUGCGGGAGGGAUUUGCUUCUGAGGCAUGUGGUGGCUCCGAUCUAUAA
This is a messenger RNA of Trypanosoma grayi, 870 nucleotides long. RefSeq names its product Appr-1-p processing domain-containing protein. The coding region runs from base 1 to 870 and encodes 289 amino acids. NCBI's taxonomy places the organism in Eukaryota, Euglenozoa, Kinetoplastea, Trypanosomatida, Trypanosomatidae. The record is from RefSeq and is a predicted model, not a curated record. The transcript has a single exon.